This is a messenger RNA of Heteronotia binoei (common prickly gecko), 9413 nucleotides long. RefSeq names its product WDFY family member 4 (gene WDFY4). NCBI's taxonomy places the organism in Eukaryota, Metazoa, Chordata, Lepidosauria, Squamata, Gekkonidae. The coding region runs from base 15 to 9413 and encodes 3132 amino acids. The transcript has 59 exons. The record is from RefSeq and is a predicted model, not a curated record. Gene Ontology annotation, molecular function: protein binding.
AGUUUGACCAAAGCAUGGAGGCUGAGCUAGAGUUUCCAGAACAACCUGAGGAGAAGGAAGACUUGGCAGAUAAGAAUAUUGGUCAGGAUCCAGCCCUGACCAAGGAAGGUGACUGGGGAGUGGUCAAAGACCAGCAUGGUGAGCCCAGCAGGGAGGUUUCAGACCAGUGCCCCCGGGUUCUGUGGGAGACCCUGAACAGAGAAUUCCAGGAGUACAAGGAGACGGCUGACUUCCUGAGUGCAGAAGACCAGCAAAGGCGUCUGUUGGCUUUCCUGCCCCUCUUUCUGAAGGCCUGGGACCAGUCGGCAGGCAAGAUCUCUUUCCCAAACAUCCACCUUUUAGCUCAGGAGGCUUCUAAGCUGCUGGUGAAAGAAAUCAAUACGAACGUGAAUGGGAAGCCUGCAGAGGAAGCCCGACUGAGUGUGUGGCAGUUCCUGCAGGGGAAAGCAGAAGAGGCACCCGAUGGUCACAUGCUCCUGAGAGCCGUCUAUGCGCUCUUGCUGGCUCCCUUGGUACAAGCAACCCAACAUAAUAUCAUCAAAUCAGGGCUCCCAGUUGCCCUGCUACAGUGCCUCUAUCUCUUCUUUGCCUUUCCCCUUGGUGAAGAUGGCAAUGGUGGUGGAACAUGUCAAGGCGAACAGGACAUACAGAAAAUGCUUGUGCAGAUGAUGCUCAGUGUUUACACAGAGGAGCAAGGAGUUGAAGAGCUUCUCAUAACCACUGAUUUGCAGUCUCUGAUCAUAGCAACAGCCUCUCUCUGGGACCAAGGCAGCCCUUCCUGGAAGGACUCCACCAGCCGUGUCCUGCAAACAAUUUCAAAGGCCCCAUCCCAAAACGUCAUCUCAUACCUGCAAGCAACAGAUUGUGUUAAAAUGUCCAUUCAGAACUUGUCAAAGUCGGUGGACUCCUUGCCGUCCUGGGAUGUAUGUGAAGUCCUCAACAUCCUCCUGCGUUUUGUGAAGAACUCCUACUCAGUCUCCCCAGCUUUGCUUUGGGAGUUUGAGAACAAUGGCGGGUACCAGUUGCUGCUGAAAGUUCUUCUCAGGUACAAUGGGCCACUGGAUGGCGAAGGAGACACGAGUCUCCAAGAAACGCUGGACAUCUUGGCACAUCUCACCGUUUGUGGGCAAACAGAGCUGAAGGUUUCAGGCAAUGUGGCCCACCCGCAGCUUCCACAAUUCAGCAUGGAACAGCCCCCUCCCACUGGAAACAGAGUGAGAAACCUGAAGGCUUUCCAGGUGCUUGAAUCCCUCUUUCAGAAGACUGACAACCCAUCAGUUGGCCAGCAUAUCUUGCUGGCCAUAAAAUCCAUCUGGACCUGGGAUCCCAUGAACUUCUUUCUCCUUGAGUGGUCGCUGCAGCCGAUCGCCCAGUUCGUUGGCCUGAUGCCCCUCAAGCCGCCCCUGAUCAAGACUCAGUUCUUCCAGCUGGCUGAGUCAGUGGUCCUGGAUCUCUCCUACAUUCCUCACGAUAUCCUGAAGGAGAUGCAGACGUUGAUCAAGGAGAAUGUGGACCCACUCAGCACCUCGAUGGCCCUGCACUGCCUCUGCAACAUCAGCCAAAGGGACAUGCUCUUCACAGACAUUUUCCGGGACUCCGGACUCCUGGGGAUGCUGCUGGCUCAGCUGCGCAAAGAAGCAAAAAUACUGAGGAAGAAAGGUGGAGCCCAAACAUCUGGAGGUCAAGACUAUACUACGGAAAGAGAGCUCAUCAGUAGGAGGCUGAAGAUGGUGACCGUCCUCCUGGUGGGGUCUGUUAGGAACACUGUGGUUCUCCGGGAUUAUGGGAUGGUUCCCUACAUCAAGAUCUUUCUGGAUGAUGAGCUGUACCGAACUGACACGCUGAGGAUCCUGGAACAGCUGUCGGUGGUGAACCCUGAGGAGUACAUGAGCACUGUGGUUGGGGCGCUUUGCUCUGCCACCCAAGGAGAACUGGACCUCAAACUUGAUCUGCUGAAGUCUCUCCUGCGGACGCUGCAGCAACCCAGGGGCCGCUCAGCCUUCCGAACCAGCAGUGGCUUUAAUGGGCUGCUGUCCCUCCUCUCCGAGAUGGAGGGCUCCCUGAGUGACCCGCCCUCAGCCACGUGGAGCUCUGUCAGCCACAGCCAGGUGAUGGCUCUCCUGUCCCAUACCCUCCACGCGAUGGCAGCUGCCCUUCACUCCGACCCCACCAACAGAGACUUCUUCCACAAGAGCGGCCUCUUUGAGAAGCUGGCUGAGGACCUGGCCUUGCUGGGCUGCUUUGCCAGGCAGAGGGGGAGGCCGGCCGUCAUGGAGCUCCACAAGACCAGAUCAUUUGCCGAAUUUGUGAACGCAACCGUUGGCUCAGCGGAGCUUCUCCCUGCCUGGCUGAAACGCUGCAUCUGGAUAUUCAGGUUCCUUGCCCAGAUGGCCACGGGGAGUCUCUCCCGCCUCCGGAGCUGCUCGAUGGAGCUGGAGCCAGGGGCAGAGGGGCCGCCCCCAGCGGGCCUUCAGGAGAUCGCCAAGAACCAACAGGAAGAGAACAGAGACAGCAGCCAGCAAGUGGGCAAGAAGGGACUGGCUGAUGGUCAGUGGCUGGAUCCCAACGAAAGGUUCACCUGUGGGGAAGAGCUGAUUGUGCACCCAGGAGCUCUUAGUGUCAUGAUGCAGCUGCUUCCCAAGGUCUACAGUGAAACUUACACAGAGUUAUCCUGGGAACUCCAGCAUGCGGUGGUCUGUCACCUCCAGUCCCUGAUGAGGGUGGAGAAGAACCGCCAAGAGGCCUGUGGUGCGGGCCUGCUGGACACCCUGGUCUCCUGCUGCCGAGAAGAGCUCCGCGAUGCCCGCAGCCCCCUGCACUCGCCUCUCCUCAGGCUUUUUGAGAAGCUGGCUUCCCAGUCCAUUGAGCCGGACGUCUUAAGACAGUUUCUCUGCCUCAGGAUCCCAUUGCUUCCUCUGCAGUCCGGGACCUGCGCAGCCCCAUCCCUGGCCCCUCUGGGAUGCAAGGAUGGCUCAUUCCAAGCAACGUGUGAAGAAGGUUCACUGACUGAUCCUGCACAUUGUUGCCCAGCUCCCCCAGUUUUGGUCGCACCACGGACAUCUGAGAGCUCAGCGGUGGCUCUCGAGGCAGCCACGAGUCUGAUUGCCAUGACUGCUCCACGCAGCUUCCAGCCACAGAACACCUGCCUGGCACCUUCCUUUGUGGAGUUUGACAUGUCCUCGGAAGGAUAUGGCUGUUUAUUUCUCCCAACUUUGGCUACGGUUCUGGGUCCCAACACUGAAAACUCCAUCUCUGGAGGAAUCGGAAAAGGCCCCCGGUUGUUCCCCCCGCUGGAUGGCCUGACCUUCUCUUCCUGGUUUCUGCUCAGCAAGAGGGGCUCUGCUCAUGAUGCCCCCCACCCCCUGCGCUUUCUUACCCUGGUGCGUCACAUGGCCCGGACGGAAGAAGAAUUCAUCUGCUUUGCAGUGAGCUUCUCUCCUGAGAACAGUUGCCUGACCGUCUCCACAGAGGAAGUGCUCCUGCAGCCCCUUGACAUCAUGGAACCCAAGUGCGAAAGCUUGGGUCAGUCCUCUGUCUUCUCUCAAGUGCAAUUCAGUUGCUCUGAGCUGCUAGUUACUGGGCAGUGGCAUCACCUUGCAGUGACCGCAGCAACAGAAACGAAGAGGAUUUGCAUUGUUUCCGCCUACAUCGAUGGGCAACUGCUUGGCUCUGUUAAGAUGCAAUAUAUCCAGCCGUUCCCAGGCAGUUUUGUUUCCAUGGAUGCGUCCUCCUUUAUUGAUGUCUACGGCUAUGUGGCGACCCCACGCGUUUGGAAACAGAGGUCUCCCUUGACGUGGCGCCAGGGCCCGAUGUACUUGUUCGAAGAAGCCAUGUCAGGAGAGACUCUGCAGAGUAUUUUCAAACUGGGCCCGAGAUACUGUAGCAACUUCCAGGCGGUAGAACUUAGAGGAGAAAUCUCCAAUAUCAGUGCACUGACCAGAGCCUUAGUGGCCCAGGAAAAGAUUUCCUUUGGAAUCAAUGUGAUGAGCUCCGGCUACACCACAGUCAGAGACAUAAGGGACUGCUAUGGAGAGGUGGAUGGACGCCUGAUAGCCAAAGAGCUAGAGCUUUCCUCUCGUGAUGGUACAACUUCAGUUUACCUGGCUCGAAAUACUGCUGGAAGACUUGCUGGCCCCUUAAGAACGGUUGGCGCUGUCGCUGUGAGGCAGCAUGGGAUCCGGGUCUUCCAGACGUGGCCUGCAGCUGUCAGCCUGAACUACAUUGGAGGACCUGCUCUUCUGCUCGGCCUCCUGAUGCUGGCUGAAGACGACAACUCCAUGUAUGCCACUGUCAAAGCCCUCCACUCUGUCCUUAGCUGCAGCAGGAGUGAAAAUCUUAUGAGACAGAUGGGUGGGUACCAGAUCUUAGCAUACCUUCUGAAAAGCAAGACACAUCUGUUAAACAGCAGAAUUCUGCACCUGAUCCUCUCCAUCGGGGCCACUGCUGAGACCAGCCUGGGAUCCUUGACCAUCAAGAACCUAGAGGCCUUCCAGUCUGUCCUCUGCAACUUUGAGCUGUGGUGUCAUGGCCCUGAAAAUCUGGACCUUUCUCUUUUCACACACCUCACAGAAAUCCUGCAGCCCUCAAGGGAUGGGAACUGGAAUGUGAAAGUUGCUCAUCAGAUGCAGAUGGUACCCAAACUAUUGCUUCUCUUAAAUGACACCAGGAUCCCACGCUUCCGAGUCAGCAAGAUCUGUGCGGUCCUCUCCCAUUUGCUCCAGGGCCAUUUCAGCAUCCAAGAUAUCCUUCGGAUUGGCUUGUUCUUGGUUUAUACUUUAAGCCCCUUCUCCAUAGAUGAAAAUAAAACUUGCCUGGAUGAUGUCCCAGAACUGCUGGGAGAUGCAUUGAGCCAAACCUCUGGGAACAGGAUCUGGCUCCGAAACCAGUUGCUGAGAACACUGCUGGAGGUGAUGUGCUCCGACCACAUCUACCCAUCCUCUGAGUGUUCUCCGCGCAGGAUGCAGGAGGACGUGUUCCAGGCUCUGGGCCCUGACUGGUUCCUGAUGUUUGUCCAGAGCCACGUGCACGUGAGCACGGUCACCCUGGCGGUCAGGCUGCUCUUUCACUUCCUGCACAACCGCACCCUCCUAUGCAAGUUCAAGGAGGGGAUGAUGGCCGGCCUGUGGCUGGAGGAGAGUUCCAGGGGGCUGAGCAUCUUGAUGGACAGUUUAAAGAGCUGUACCCAGAUCCCUGAAUGCAGCCCGUACCUCUUGUAUGGAUUUGUGGAGCUGAAGACAUUUCUGCGCCACAGCACCCACAUCCCUGAGAUUUAUUUUCUGCUGUCGGGGCUCCUUCUGGCCACUCCAGUGUCUGAACUGCCUGAUGGACCCCAGGCCGGCCUGGACUCUGCGUUGCAGGGGGUGUUGGGGAGCCAGGCUGCCGGUUCUAUUGCCAAAGUAGGCUUGUGCCCAGAAGCAGCAGUCCUGCUGCUGGAGAUGAUGAAGGCCCUGGCGAAUGGGGUUCCAAAAGAUGCAGAGGAUCACUGGGAGCUCAACUACCUCAGGAGUAUCAUGCAGUUCUUUUGCAUGGUCCAUCACAGAUACUCCCAGGAUCCCCUCUGGUGCAACUCAGACUUCCUCCAAGCCUUGGCAUUGGUUGUGUUCCCCUCUGCGGGCAGCCCUGAGAGUGGCUCUCCAACCAGCAGCCUUCCUAUGCCUUCUACCCUGGAACCUGCUAGGAAGCCAGUGUGGGACUUCACCUGCCACCUCCUGAUGGAAAUGCUGCUUAUUGUUCCGGCCCACCGACAGUGGCACCCCAUGGAGAUGCUUCUUGAGGCUUCUGCAGAGAACUCCACCUCUGAGCAGAAGAAGUGCUUCCAGACAGAGAUCCUGGUUUCCAUCAUGGACAUAUUCCCUGUUAUUGCCCAAGAGGACAAAAAGAGGACCUCCAGCCUUGGAAGGGAUGGUGCUGCCAGAAGGGCUUCAGAGCCAGCCAUGCCAACGCUUCUUGUGAACCUUUCCUAUUUUACACAGAAGCUGGUAGAGAAGCUGUUUGCAGGGAUGUUUGUGGGAAACCCGAGCAAGAUCAUCCUCUUCCUUGCAGAGCAAGUGACUGAGGCUGCCCAGAAGGCUUCGCCACACAAAGAAGCCAUCCUCAGCAUUCUGUGUAGCAGCUUAAACCGAGCCGUCCUCUACUGCCUGUCCAGCUGCACUUCCGAUCAGCUGACCCUUCUCAGUGUCCUCCAGACUCUGCAGCAGCAGCGGGACGCCAUCUUUGCCACACACCACUGCAGUCGGGAUUUUGCCACCUGCCUUUUGCAUUGCCUCUCACAACUGAGGCCCUCCAGUUCUUUAGAGCAACAUCAAGAAAAGCUGAGGGUGCCUUCCGCUCACCGGAUUUCCCAGGUCCCCAGCAAAAAGGAGCAGAGGACAGAUGAUCUGCCUGUUCCAAAGAAUGUACAAGAAGAGAUCUGGAAGGCCACUGAAGACAUCUGGAACCAGCUUCUCUCUCAGUGGAGGAUGGACCAGGAAGAUACACCCAAAAUGGCUCUCUCUGUAGAGAGUGCUGGAGAAGGAAACUGGAAAGUGAAGAUGGGAGACCUUGUAGCACAGUGGGAAGAGACCAUGGCAAAGGCGUGGCUGCAAUUCUUAGCAUCAGAAAAGAAAAUCCUUCAGAAUAAAGUUCCAGCCCAGACUUCCAGCAAAACGCGUCUGUGGAGUGGAAGUUUACCUUCAGCAAUGAAGCUAGCAGCCCACAAGCACACCAAGCAGAUGGGAUGCUGCGCACAGGACUUUGCGUUGCAUUUGGAGAAAUACAGGCGAAGUGGCCAAGAACUCUAUGCCAUUUUGAACAAGGACCAUGCACAGAGGUUACUCUGCCUCCACUAUAAAUCAGCCAAAGCCUGGGCAGAACUCAAGAAGCAGCUUUUUGUGAGGGAGGACCCCAGGAGGGCCACGUUGGCCCUCCCUGCCUCAAGGUGGAUUCUGGAUAGGCACGAAGGCCCUGCCCGUAUGAGGAAGAGGAUGCGGUUCAGUGUCACCCAUCACACAGCUGUGGCAACAAAGAGCAAGGCUCAGCCGCCAGAGGAGAGCACAUCUGCUCCAACUCCUGAGGAAAGGCAAGACGAGCAUGUGCAAAGUGAAGGAGAAAGAGGGAUGGAUCGUGGCCAGCUGACAUACUUUCCUGCCUUGCAUGAAAGUUAUUCAGAUUUUCCGGAGGUGUGCGGGGAAAGAAGAAUCAUCUUGCAAGAGUUUGCAGAGAAUGAAAAGGUUACAGGCAGAGAAUCAGUGGUGGUUGUUCAGGAGCACGUGGCACUGGAAGGAGUGCUUCUCUUUGGUCAAAAGCAUUUUUACAUCUGCGAACACUUCACUUUGUCUCACAUGCAGGAGGUUUACUGCACAAAGCACUGCUCAUCCAGCAUCAGUGAUUCAUUCAUUUAUACCUUGUGCCACAAUGACCAGGCCACGGGGCAGUCGACCUGUUCCUCCUACUCAUAUGAUGACAUUAAAGAGAUCCACCUGAUGCGCUUCCUUCUUCAGGAGGUGGCCUUGGAAAUCUUCUUCAGAAGUGGCUACUCUGUCUUCCUGGUAUUCCACAACAGUGACCGGAAAAAAACCCUGAAAAGAUUUCGGUCAAAGAAGCCAAGUUUGAAAUCCAAAGGAAUCACAGAAGAAUCAAUUAAUAUAAGAAGCAGCUCAGGAGGAGAGAAGACCAUGCUCCUAAAAUGGCAGAGGAGGGAGAUCAGCAACUUCGAGUACCUCAUGUACCUGAACACCCUGGCCGGCCGCACCUACAGCGAUCUCAUGCAGUACCCAGUCUUCCCCUGGAUCCUGGCUGACUACCAUUCCCAGACUUUGGAUCUGACUGAUCCCAGGGUCUUCCGGGACCUGUCAAAGCCCGUGGGGGCUCAGACAGCCAAGAGAAAAGAGAAAUUCAUCCAGCGUUAUAAAGAUGUAGAGAAGACUGAAGGCAGCCUCUCCGCCCAGUGCCAUUACUGCACCCACUACUCUUCUGCCAUCAUCGUGGCCUCCUACCUGGUCCGCAUAGAGCCCUUCACCCAGAUCUACUGCUCCUUGCAGGGAGGAGCUUUUGAUGUCGCAGAGCGGAUGUUCCACAGUCUGCGCAGCACCUGGGACUCUGCUUCCAGGCAGAACAUGACUGACGUGAGGGAACUCACCCCCGAAUUCUUUUAUCUGCCAGAAUUCUUGACAAAUUGCAACCAGUUUGAGUUUGGGAGCUUGCAAGAUGGGACCCGGCUGGGGGACGUUCAGCUGCCACCCUGGGCAGAAGGAAGUCCUCAUAGAUUCAUUAGCCUGAACAGACAGGCACUGGAGAGUGAUUAUGUCAGCACACACCUCCAUCACUGGAUAGAUCUCAUCUUUGGUCACAAGCAGAAUGGCCCAGCAGCUGUGAAGGCUGUCAACAUCUUCCAUCCGUAUUUCUAUGGCGACCAGGUGCACCUGGACAGCAUCAGUGACCCCCUCACCAAAAACACCAUCUUGGGAUUCAUCAGCAACUUUGGACAAAUCCCCAAGCAGCUCUUUUCCAAGCCACACGCGGCUCGCAAUGCCCUGGGGAAGCAUCCGGUGGGCAGAGACAGCCUCCUCUUCUCUGUCCCUGCUGGGCAGUUGCCUCCAUCCCUCAGCAGCCUCCAUAGCUUGAAGUUCUCAUCUGUUCCAGUCCGAGACGCACCACAGGGACCCGUGGGUCAAAUCGUGUGCACCGACAAGGGGAUUUUGGCUGUGGAGAAGAACAAAAUCUUGCUCCCCCCACUGUGGAACAAAGCAUUUUGUUGGGGAUUUGAUGACUUCACCUGCUGCCUGGCAGACUUUGGAUCAGACAAGGGCAGAACCACCUUUGAAGCCCCAGCAGAGUGGGGCCCCUGCCUCUGCGCCCUCUGCCCCCUGCCAACGAUGCUCAUCACCUCGGGCAGCAGCUCUGUGGUUUGUGCCUGGGAACUCUCCGUGGCCAGCGAUGGAGCCCCCGACUUACGCCUCAAGAAGCCUUUGUACGGACACCGCGGGGCUGUGACCUGCCUGGCCGCCUCGGCCUCCUACGGCAUUGUGGUGAGCGGCUCUGCCGACAGAUCUGGCAUCAUCUGGGACCUUCAGCGGCUGACACGCCUCGCCUGGCUUCCUGCCCACCCGGCCUGCCUCUCGGCUGUUGCUGUCAGCGACUCCACAGGGGACAUCAUCUGCUGUGCUGGAACAGCUCUCCAUCUGUGGGAUCUCAGCGGGAGGCCCCUAGCCAGACUCGACUCUGCCUGCAGCCCUGGCUCCACGCUCUCCUCCUGCUGCUUCCUGGAGGUGACGGACUGGGACACGCACGGCCUGAUCGCCACAGGGGACACAGGGGGCCACCUGCAGGUCUGGAAGCUUGAAACGGCCUCAUCUCAGCGCCUGGACAUUAGUACAGACUCCCAAGAAAGCCUGCCAAAGAAGGGUAAGGGCAGCAUCUUUGUCAUGCCUCUGUGA